This is a messenger RNA of Alosa sapidissima (American shad), 2081 nucleotides long. RefSeq names its product protocadherin Fat 1-like. The coding region runs from base 137 to 1957 and encodes 606 amino acids. The record is from RefSeq and is a predicted model, not a curated record. Gene Ontology annotation, molecular function: calcium ion binding. The transcript is spliced from 17 exons. Lineage: Eukaryota; Metazoa; Chordata; Actinopteri; Clupeiformes; Clupeidae. Gene Ontology annotation, biological process: homophilic cell-cell adhesion. Gene Ontology annotation, cellular component: membrane.
GUAGAGAAGAUUACAGAGAUACAAUAAAGUGCAAGUCAGUGGCUUUUACAUUCUUGCCCAGCUACAGUAGCUCUGAGCCACUGCUGUUGUUUACGCAUUGCUUUUGAAACUUGACUGAGGGACAUAGGCUAUCAGGAUGGUUGGCUGGAUAUGGAUCGCUUUCCUUGUAAGCUCCAGUUUCAGCAGUACGGUCUGUUUCCCGCUAGGAAGUUCCUAUAUAAACUGCGAAACAGGAACAAAUGAUUUUUUGGGGAAAAAAGAUGAAGGAUACGCAGGGAACAUCGAUGUUAUGAAAGGGGUUCCACAGAAUGAUACCAUUGUUCUGGAGCCAUACACGUAUCCAUCCCACCUCGAGUUUCUGGAACUGAACUUCACAACUGGAAAUGCAUCUAUCGCAGUGGUUCAGACGAGAAAACCUCUGGAUGCAGAGGCACUGAAAGAUGCAAAAGGUGUUCUGUACUAUACCAUAGGCUGUGUAAAGAGUGGGAGGAAAAAUCUACGUUUACUCCAGGUCAAUAAUAUCAACGACAAUCCACCGGUCUUUGAAAAACAAGAAUACAGGGUUAAUGUGUCAGAGACCCUUGCUGUUGGUUCCUUGGUUCUCACACUCAAGGCUGUGGAUGCAGACGUCUCUCCCGCCAACAGCAAAGUCAUAUACUCUCUACUGCCACCUGUUCCAAGUACAUUUGAGCUGAGAGAAGAUGGAUCGAUAGUUCUCUCAGAGUCUUUGGACUACAACAGUAUCACCUCCCACAAGUUUACUGUGGAAGCAAGUGAUGAGGAAGGCCUCUCAAGCACAACAGAGGUGAUCAUUGACGUCCAGGAUUUUGACAACCUGAACCCAUAUUUUCAACACAAUCUCUAUGAGACGACAGUGCAGGAGAACUGGAUGGGGUCAGUCCCUAGUGUGCACCCAGAGGCAAUAAAGGCUUUGGAUGGUGACAGAGGCAUCAACGAAACCUUAGCCUACAGUAUAUCAUCAGUGUCUCCAAGCAAGUAUCAGAGCAACUUUCUUAUUGACUUUAACACCGGAGUUAUUGCUGUGGUGCAGUGGCUCGACAGAGAGGAAGUCGGCUCAGUAUUACUGGGUAUAAAGGCUUCUCAGCAAGAUGACAGCCAGAAGACAGCAGACAGCACGCUCUUGGUUCAUAUUGGGGAUGCAGCCGAGGCGCCUGUGUUUUCUAAUGACACGUAUGCAGCACAGAUUUUCAACAUCGCUCCAUACAAGUACCCUGUCGUAAAGCUCAAGGCCACAGACCCCGAUGUAGGGGAGACAGAGACACUAAGAUACUCCCUGGUGGAGCCCAGCUCCAUGUUUGAUGUAGAGCCCUCUAGUGGUCAGGUGUAUGUAGUGUCGGCUGUAGGUGAGAGUGGGAAGGUGAGCCUGCAGGUGAAGGCAACAGACAUCCUGGGGCUUUAUGACAUCACUACAGUGGAGGUCACUGUCAUAGAGAGCGGCAGCAGCAAUGUAGCCGUUCUGUCGCUGAACAUGGCGGUCAACACGGUAGAGGACAACGCCCCCCAAGUGGAAGAGUCUCUGGGCAGGGCGCUGGGAUGGACUGUGAGGAUUAUGAGUGUGACUAGCGAUGCCGAGCUCUUUCAGAGAGAAGUCCAGCCAAAAACAUAUGUCAGUUUCAUUGCCAUGGAGCCCGACAGCACAGCAGUCCUGCCUAAAGAGGAGGUCAAAGAGCGGCUGCAGAGUGAGGGGGAGAGUGUGAGGACUGAACUGGGGAAGGUGUUUGGCCCUGGGCUGGUGGUCAGUGUGGAGGAGGGCUCCACAGGCGCAGGUCUCCGCUCAGACAACCAGGUCACCGUCAUCACCCUGGGGGCCUUCCUGGCUCUAUUCAUGGCCCUGGUCCCCGUCUCUGUGCUACUAACAAGACGCUUCUCCAAAGGAAAUGGCAAUGAAAGGGCUUCACUGACUUUGGAGACGAAUGACAUGUUGACUCGAAUGUGAUGGAAACACCUGAUGUGAUGUUGUUGUAACCUUCAAAACACAUUUGUUUGUAUCUUACACCAUUUCUAUUAAGAGUAAACCUCUGUUGGAAAUCUGUCAGUAAAUGUACUUGUUUUACAAACUA